Stylonychia lemnae is the source of this 1755-nucleotide messenger RNA. Lineage: Eukaryota; Ciliophora; Spirotrichea; Sporadotrichida; Oxytrichidae. The record is from the annotation of a GenBank genome assembly.
AUGUCAAAAAAAGAUUAUCUGUUAGAGAGAAAUAAACAAUAUCCAAACUUCCUUCUACCAUAAAAUAGACUUGAUGGAAAUAAGCGUAAAGCAGAAGAUCCUCUCUAUGAUCCUAAUACUCUCCAUAUACCUCUUGAGGAUAUGAAUAAACUAUCCCCAGGUAUGAAAAGAUAUUGGGAUAUCAAGAAAAACUCAAUGAGUUAGAUUUUAUUAUAUAGAUUCGGUGAUUGGUAUAUUGCUUACUACGAUGAUUUAGAUGCAUGCAUUAAACUAUUUGAUAUGAUAGUAGUCCCGCAUCCAGGCUCCUAUUAGUUAGGAUUUCCUCAAAGAAACCUAAAUGAUAAUAUUUACUUGCUAAUAACUAAUGGUCAUAAAGUAGCCAUUUGUGAGUAGACUGAAACUAGAGAGUAAAUGGAGAAAAGGUAAUAAUCAGAUAAGAAAACAUAAAAGAAAUCUAUAAAAAAGAAAAAGUUAAAUUAAAACUAAACUGCUCCUGAAUAGCAAUCAUCUUAAGAGGAUUAGGAGUAAACGGAGAAUGAUACUAAAGUUGAACAACCUUUGAAAAAGGUAGAUACUCCAAAGUAAGACUAAAAUUGGAAAGCUUGUAGAAGAGAGAUCGUUGGAAUAUAUACGAAAGGUACAUUCAAUCCAGGCAUUAUAGAGAUGAAUUAAAAAUAGUAAAAGAAAGAUAAAAAAUAAUCAUCAGAGAAAGAAAUUUCUGAUCAAAAUUUUGAUAAUAGAUAUGUGCUAGUGCCAUUGGAAUGUGUGGCUUUGCAUUCUGAGAGCUCAAAAGAAACAAUUAAAAUGAUAAGAAGCUCUCAAUUUUAACCAAUGAUCCAAUAUAUGACUUAGAAUAAUUUACCAACUGCAGCUGAUACAGAAGUAAUGAUUACUAGAUAUUUUACAACUGAUUUGUAAAACUGGGCCGAAGGUCUUAAUGACCUAGUAUAAACUUUGAGGAAAAAAUGUGAUGAGUCUGCUAUGAUUUCUUUUGGACUGACAAUCAAAUAUUUAGAGUCAUUGAUGCUUGCAGAAUAAGUAAUUCCAUUUGGAUAGUUCUAUCAAUAUGAGGGAGAGUCCCCUCAUGCUUAUAUCAAUGGGUAAAACCAUAUGACUUUAAAUGGAAAUGCAUUGGAAAAUUUAGAAAUAUUUGUAAUUAACUCACAAAGCUAUGACCCUAAUUAAAAUCAAAUGGUAAGAAAAUCAAAAGGAAGCUUGAUGGAUUAUAUUGAUAAAACAUGUACUCCUUAUGGAUAAAGACUACUUCGAAAAUGGCUUAGCAUGCCUCUAAUAGAUAGUGAUAAAAUAAGUGAAAGACAAGAUUGCAUUGAAGAUUUACUUAAUAAUUUUGAACUUGUGCAGAGAUAUAGAUCUAAAGCACGAAAGACUUCUCAUGACCUUGAAAGAAUGCUCAGCAAAGUCUAUAGCUAUAGUGUCAAAGCAUAAAUUCAUAUUGCAUAUGAUGAUCUUAGUUGGAAUCAGAGACUAAAAGAUUUCAAAAAAGUUUUAGAUCUUCUAGAUGAGCUUUUAGUAAGAAUUAUGUAUCUUUAAUUAUUAAAGGAAAUUAAAAUUGAAGUAUUUGAGUACGAUAAAGAUAAUUUUAAGUCAGAAAGAUUAAAAAGAUUGUGCACAUUCAGAACUGUUUAAGAAAAUCCUAUGGAUGACAUUGAACAAGAGAAUAGAGAUGAUAGUCAAGAUAAAAUUGAUGUAUAAAAAGAAAAAUCGUCUCCCUAGAAUGAAAUAGAGAAAAGGUGA